Messenger RNA from Phytophthora nicotianae INRA-310, 279 nucleotides. RefSeq lists its product as hypothetical. The coding region runs from base 1 to 279 and encodes 92 amino acids. The transcript has a single exon. The record is from RefSeq and is a predicted model, not a curated record. Lineage: Eukaryota; Oomycota; Peronosporomycetes; Peronosporales; Peronosporaceae.
AUGGACCCGCCAUCCUCGGUGGCAGACCUGGGGGACAAGAUUGCAGACGGCUUGCGAGAUAUCACGUCCCGUGAGUGGCUGGGGGCCUACAAAAAGGUUCGCAAGCAGGAGCAGGAGUACCUGCACUCAGCAUCACCUCCAGCAGUUACACCAGCGCCAACGAUUCAAGAGCUACAAGACCUUUCAGACAACAACGACAGCAGCUUGACCAGCGUGACGAACAGAGCGAUGAACAGCAGCACGGCAGACGUGAUUGAAGAGUACGAAAUCUCCCUUUAG